This is a messenger RNA of Hermetia illucens (black soldier fly), 6157 nucleotides long. RefSeq lists its product as uncharacterized. Lineage: Eukaryota; Metazoa; Arthropoda; Insecta; Diptera; Stratiomyidae. The transcript has 19 exons. Gene Ontology annotation, biological process: transmembrane transport; monoatomic ion transport. The coding region runs from base 901 to 5490 and encodes 1529 amino acids. Gene Ontology annotation, cellular component: membrane. The record is from RefSeq and is a predicted model, not a curated record. Gene Ontology annotation, molecular function: protein-containing complex binding; monoatomic ion channel activity.
UACGACUAUGUGAUUUUCGAAUGCAGUCUCGAAUGUCGUAGUACUACUCCCUUGGAGACCGUGGUAAGCUUUCAGUGCGAAGACCAGGGAGUAGGAAUUCCUGGCUGCUUCCGUUGUGGCUAUUCGCGAAUAUCGCUCCGGUAACUACAAAUUAACUGAAAGUUGGAAGGCAAGGCAACACUAAGGGUGUUAUUUUUUAAGAAAGUAGUUCCUAACUUUGAUGAAAUCGUUCAGUACGAAAUAAAAUUUCAUGGUUCGUGGGUGAACGUAGGCGAUUUCGUGCGCGAGUUAAUUUGCAAUAACUACUUUGUACAAUAGUAAUGAAUCUCAAGUAAAUUAAGAAAAUGCGACGGUUAAAAGGAUCUGUUUGGUUGACGGUCGCGAGUUGCGGUAGUCCCGCCAGCCGCGCGAAGGUCCUCCGAAAGAAAUAGUGUCCAUUGUCUCGAGUGACUUGUGAUGUGUGCUGCUAGUUACAUAAUAAGGGUCGAGAUAAUAUUAUUGAAUUAUUGUUCUAGAAAACUUGGGGAAUGUGUGUGGCGAAAAGUAUGCUUCUAUGUGAGACGACAUCUUUUCAAAUUGUGACUAAUACUAACUAAGUGUGAAUAACUCAAUCUGCAUAAAGGCGACCAGGAGCAGCGUCUACAGCCAACCCUCAUUGCAGCGUCUUACAUCCAAUGGACUCUAUUUCGCAUCUCGCUUUCUUGAAGGAUCUGCAACGUUGCAUCAACAAAUAAAAAGUGAUGGGACACAAGAGUGACAUUGUGUGCAUAUGGAGGUGCUGAGUAGUUCGGCGUGCCUGUCUAAAUGUGAUGUUGCGUCCAAUUAACAACUACAAUGUGAACGAGUGUUUCCUUCGCUAUUGAUGCUGUUUUUCUGGUGUCGUGUGUUUGUUGAAUAACAAUGAAAUUAAGUGUCAGUGCUUAUCGUGCACACUCAUCAGCUUACAAAAAAAUCCUUACGAAUAAUUAUAAAUCUCAGUUAAACUACGGAAGUACAGCUGCCUCCAUCUCUGGCGGAUCGCAUACAGCAGGAUUGUUUGAUAUGGAAAGCACAAACACUUUUGUACCCAUAGAAAUGUUAAGUAGUGAAGGCGAUGAUACAACGGAAUCAAAACAAGGAGAAGCUGAAGCCAAUGCACCUGAUAGCGAUCAAAACACCAAGAAAGACGAGCCAGAAGCAAGUAACUUGGAGAUUCGAAAGCCCAGUCAAAGGAAAUAUAGCCGAUCACCAAAAGACCAUGGACAUGAAGAGUUUGGAUUUAUUGACUGGACGAAAUCGAAUCAGCGAUGGAUGAAGCUCCGAACUACCGUGCAGAUAUCAUCGGCUAUUCAAAAGAAACCGCCUCUGAAGCGAGAGGAUUCGUUUCUGAAGCGGUUCUCUACUCGACAGAUACCUGAAACGCAAGAAACAAUCGAAGAUACGGGAAGUGAGAGUGCUGGCGGAGAACACGACAAUAGUGGAAAAAGGCGAAAUCGAUACCUUCGAAAACGUAGAACUGUUGUUAAUCCAGACGAGAAUUUUUAUUUUUAUUGGUUAAUGGCGUUAACUAUAUGUGUUCUGUAUAAUCUGUGGACUUUGAUUGUCCGGCAAAGCUUUCCUGAGUUACGGGAACUCGUACCAAAUCUGUGGUUUUCUUGUGAUGGCAUUAGUGAUAUCGUUUUUCUUCUUGACAUUGUGAUUCAGCUUCGAACCGGCUACUUGGAACAAGGUUUAAUGGUUUAUGACGAUAAAAAAUUGGCGUUCCAUUAUAUUCGUUCAAAAUCGUUUCUAUUGGAUUUGGCAUCGUUAUUGCCAUUGGAUCUCUUGCAAUUGAAACUCGGACAGCAGCCUUUAUUACGAUUUCCACGUUUUUUUAAAGUUUAUCGGAUUAUAAAAUUUUACUACAUCGUUGAGAGUCGAACUGUUUGGCCAAAUUUAUGGCGCGUUGUUAAUUUAAUUCAUAUAUUGUUGAUUUUAGCUCAUUGGUUUGGAUGUUUUUAUUUUUUAUUAUCGGAAGUGGAGGGUUUCCAGGGAGAUUGGGUUUAUCCAUAUCGUCCGGGAGAUUAUGCCACAUUAAGUCGGAAAUAUUUAGGAAGUUUAUAUUGGUCAACGUUAACACUUACGACAAUUGGUGAUUUACCGACCCCAGAAACAAAUGCAGAAUUUUCAGGCUCGGCGGAUGGCCCAAGAUCCCUGCCUCGUCGUGGGCUUAACUCACGUUUACUUCGAUUUGCGUCUUGUUUCGGGUACAUUUUUACGAUAGUAAGCUAUUUGAUCGGUGUUUUUAUAUUCGCAACUAUUGUGGGCCAAGUAGGAAAUGUUAUAACAAAUCGAAAUGCAAAUCGUCUGGAAUUCGAACGCCUUCUGGACGGUGCUAAAACGUAUAUGAGGCAUCAUAAGGUUCCAGGUGAUAUGAAACGUCGUGUCCUUCGGUGGUACGACUACAGUUGGUCAAGGGGCCGAAUACAAGGAGGCGGUGAUAUUAACACUGCGCUAGGUCUUCUACCGGAUAAACUUAAGACCGAACUUGCACUUCACGUUAAUUUGAGCGUGUUGAAAAAAGUCACAAUAUUUCAAGAGUGCCAACCAGAGUUCCUACAUGAUUUAGUUUUGAAGAUGAAAGCUUAUAUUUUCACUCCUGGUGAUUCUAUUUGCAGAAGGGGGGAGGUAGCAAGAGAAAUGUUCAUCAUUGCUGACGGUAUCCUUGAGGUACUCAGCGAAACGGGGAAAGUAUUGACAACAAUGAAAGCUGGCGAUUUUUUCGGCGAAAUUGGUAUUUUAAAUUUAGAUGGUUUGAACAAACGAACUGCUGACGUACGCUCCGUUGGAUACUCAGAAUUAUUUUCAUUAUCCCGGGAAGACGUCCUCACAGCGAUGAAGGAUUACCCAGAAGCACAAGAGAUUCUACAAACUCUCGGUAGAAAACGCCUUAUGGAAGUUAGGGGUAUAAAUAAGAAGCAUGCGAAAAUUGCAAGUGAACGAGAGGCCCAAGCCGCACGGGCUCAAGGAGACAGUGAUAACAGUGCCAAAAAUUUCGUAGAUAAGUUAAGAAGUGACGUUAAAGGUAUCAAAUUUGCAUUGCGAAAGACAAGGACCAGUAGACGGAGUGAUGAGUCUUUAGAAAUGCAACCAUUACGAAGCCACCACACCUCAGCUGGAUCUAAAAUCAAAGGCGUUCUAAGACGGAUGCCGCGCGUUAAAUCAGGAGAUAUGCAUGGAAUAUCUGACGAUCCAUUGCAUACAAAAGAAAAAGUGCCAAAUUCUAUUGGUGGAAGUGAGUUGCCUUUAUUGCAACGGUUACGUCAUUUUAAGGAAAAGCAAGAUCGAGAGGAGCGUGGUAUAAGGGCUUCGCACACGGUGGUAUCUCCUCAAGAAUCAAUACAUGAAGAGCCGGAGCCAGAAAAAAUUGGAGCUGGUUUACCAUUGUUGCAGCGAUUGUUGUUAUUGAAAGCAAAAGAGGAGAAGGCAGCCGCAGCAGCGGCCAGUGCGCAACAUAAGCAACAACCAGCUCAGCAACACACAAAGGAUACACAUUCGUCGGUAACCACUACUAAAUCAGCCAUCAAGGAAUCUGCUACGAGUUUAAAUCCGUCCACAAACCUAUUGAAGGUUUCAUUUAAUGACAAAACAAAAGAUAAUGACUCCCAAAAGCAAUCUGUAGAAAACGGUAGCAAGGAACAAAGUGAUGAACGGAUUGGAGGACACAAGAUUGCUUCCGCUCUCACCAAUAUAUUGAAUAAGCCUCCAAAUAACGUCAAGCUGAAAAACCAGCCUGAGCGACAAAGUAGUGAAUCGUUGAAGCCGUGGUCCAAGUUGAAAUUAGCAACAAUAGUAUCAUCAAAUAGCUGUCUUAGUCGGUCAAAUUCAGAAAUUAGACGUUCAGGCUCACAACAAGUAGACGUUAGUGAAAAACCGACAUCAUCCCAUACUUCCACCGUCACAACCCCCAAUGAACCAAUAAAUUCUAAUAUGCAGCCAAUUUCGAAGUACUACGACUCCAUAAAUGACUUAUCUCCGGAGUAUGGUGGAUUACCAUUUGUGAAAAAGCUGAAAAUUCUCAACGAACGACAGAAACUGGCGGCCCUUGAGUCAGUGAUACAAACUAGAAGUUUAAGUCUAGACUACGCCAAUACUAACAAACUGAUGGAGUUUGGUGAACCCCUCUUUCGGUGCCACAGCGACGCAUCGGGAAUAUCUUCAGAGAAAGUGAUAGGCAAAUUCGAAUCAGCCGUCGCGGCAGUACCCAAUCUGAAAUCCCCAAAAUCACCGCUUAGUCCAGAAGCAAACGAAACGGUAGAGCGUAGGCAAUUGAAGAGCAUCCUGAAAAAGCUGACUAAAGACAAGACUAACGCUGCCGACAAUGGGGAAAAUCCACAGAAAAAUGAUGGAAUAUUGACGGCACCAACGAUUGAAGGGUACGUGGCAAGACACAGCAAAUUAAUGAAGAGCGUAACCUUCAAUUCAACUCUUUCCAGUCCGCCGCCAGUAAAUAACAACGCACAAGAAAGUAGUGACAAUGUCACACAUAGUGUAUUCACGCCGCUUAUUGAAGAGGCAGACGCCUCAAAUGACAAUGUUUCCUUGCAGUUAUAUAGCAGUGUACUGCAGGAGCAAACGGAAAGUUGCUCCAAAUAUGAACCAUUUCCCUUUGCAGAGCCGCGACACAAAGGAUUUAACGAACAGGAGUGUUUCAGAGAUAUUAUGACCGGCGUAAGGAGUGUGAUGCAGUCCUACAUGGCUGACUUACAAAACAAACUGCAGGAUCGCUUUCUGAUCUUAGAAUCAGAAGUAAAGAGGCGGGGAGAAACCAUUGAACAAUUACAAAGCGUAAUAGAUGAGCUCAAGUCUAAUUCAAGGAGCAAAAAGCGACUGACUUCAACGAGCAAACGAAGGGAUGGUAAAUCUGCAGCUACCUCUGAGACUUCCCGGGAAUUGUUUUUCAUGCGAGGAGAUUCGGGUGAUACAGUGUACUCAGCCUCUCCAAAAUCCACCGACAAACGCUCAAUGAAAAUUAGAAGUAGAAAGCGCGUGGCAGAACGUCAUGAGUCCUUCAAUGACUCCCACGAAGACAGCAGUGAUCAAGAAAAUGAAAGGAAACCCAAUCUUCUUGGUGGCUACCAGAAAUUAAAUUUCGGCGAGAUUUCAGAUAGUGUCGUCGUGGACAUCGACAAUACCCUCAGUUCGAGUACGAGUUCAAGUCGGUCUUGCAUUGAUGAGGCAUCUGAGGAAGACCAUGGGGACAAUCAACUCCACUGCGACGAUUGGGAGAUACGGAUGCUGGCAGCUGAAUUGGAUCGCCGGGAGAGCACCAGGGACCCUGCAGGUUGUUUCUCGGAUUCAGAAGACCACGACACAUUGUUGCGUCGGAGGAGGAAACACAGCGUGCUGGAAAGGCGAGAGACCAUUGACGACUUUACAAGCAGACCCAGAGCAGCUAGUCUCGACCAGUUCAAUCUCAAGUACAGUAAAAGUGUGUGCAGGACUAUGAGUUUCGAUAGGGAUAGGCUUUGAAACUUAGCACAUUUGAAGAACAACUUUGUUAUUUUAGUUCUAGAAAUUCAGCAAUUUGAUGAGACUAUUUUACUAAAUCGUUUGUAGGUACACUCUCAUGUGUUUCUUCUCAUUGCUGAAGCAUUGACAGUCUUAUGAAACCAAUACCAAUAAAAAACAUAGGCCAACUUAUAUAUACUUGUCCAUUAGGCGAAGCCCCCUUCACCGAACGACCCACUAUUGAAAGAGUAUUUAAAUCAUACAAUAAGAUCUACUGUGAUAAAAACUUAUGUGCAACUAAUGUUAAACGAUUCAGUACAUAACUAAGUGAAAUCCUUUUUAAUUACAUCGUCAACUUGUUUACUAUUUUAAGAUUAAUGAAAUUGGAGAAUUAUCGACAUAUCAUCAUCUGGAAAGAAUCCGUCAAUUAAGAAAAUCACACACGCGAUUGAAAACAUAGAACCUCACUCAUUCGAAAUUGACAAUAGGAAGUUUUGUGCUAACAUAAAACCCACUCGACAUCUUAAACGUUUUGAUUUAAUUGAGAACUUUUGAGUUUGAGUAGGAGUGCCAAAGUAUAGAAUGUUAACAGUAACAAAUUCUUUAUUUACCAGUUAUGAGAAGAUGAAGGAAUUGUAACGAAACUGAUGCACAAUAUAUUUAAAGAAAAAAAAACAUUAUUUUACAA